GUCAGCUGCAGCCAGGCUCCGCCCUGAGAGCGGCUUCCUCGACGGGGCCUGUGUCAACCGAAGAGGGAAAGACGGUCCUGCUUGUGCCACCUCCGCCGGAGCGGAGGGAGCCGGCUCCGCCCGUCCCAGUCACGAGGCGAGGAGCAGUGUAAACACACAGUAGUUGACGGCUGCCGCGGCCGCGGGUGGGGAGGCGUUGACAGCUGUUACUGCAGGACCUCUUUGUCGUCGUUCCUCCACUAUGGAGGAUAGUCUGGUCCGCGCUUUCGGUGACCUGAGCCUCCAGCAGCAGCCCCGUGGCCAAGGCAGGGGGGACUCUCGCAGGCGCCGCUUCAGCAAAAGCCUCUACUUGCUCCGAGGCCUCCCCGGCUCCGGGAAAAGUACCCUAGCCAGGCAACUGAAACGUGAAUUUCCCAGUGCAGUUGUUUUUAGCACUGAUGACUACUUCUUUGCAGAGGAUGGCACCUAUGUAUUUGAUCCUGAUGCUCUAGAAGAAGCACACAGGUGGAACCAAAAGAGAGCACGUAAAGCAAUGAAGAAUGGGAAAUCCCCAGUUAUUAUUGAUAAUACCAACAUCCACGCUUGGGAAAUGAAGCCAUAUGUGAUAAUGGCAGUUGAAAACAAUUACAAAGUUCUGUUUCGAGAGCCAGAUACACACUGGAAAUUCAAUGUUCGAGAACUAGCCAGACGGAAUAGCCAUGGUGUUCCACGAGAGAAGAUACAGCGGAUGAAAGAACAGUAUGAGCAUAAUGUUACCUUUCAUAUUGUGCUUCAUGCUGAAGAACCAGCCAGGCAUUUCAGUAGGUCCUAUGGAAUUUGCAGUACAGGAGGUUAUUCCCCCAACAGAAGAGCUAACAGCAACUCCACAAAUGAAAGGUCAUUUAGUAGAAAUGAUUUUCACAGGGUCUUUUAAGAGUUUUUAAUCAAAUGGUAUAAAGUUUUCUUUUAUAUUUUCAGGAAUUUUGUACUUUAAAUACUUGUAUUUUUCUACUGAGCUAAAUUUAGGUCUUAAAUCUCCACAUUCUUUUUAUGUUCUAAAAACCCAUUAUAAUAUCCUUCUGAUGCAGACCUAUGAGCCAAUUAUGAUCUGUACCCAAACCAUUCAUUCCAUAAACAUCAUUGUUUAGUACAUUUUUCAUUUUAUUCAUUUCUUCUACUCAUUUCUUUAGCCAUGUUUACACCUUAUAUAAACAACCAGUUUUGACAGGAUAGAGACCCAGUGUGGUGUAGUGGUUAAGGUGUUGGACUACAACCUGGGAGUCCAGGGUUCAAAUCCCCACAUAGCCAUGAAGCUCACUGGGUGACCUUGGGCCAGUCAUUGCCUCUCAGCCUCAUGAAAACCCUAUUCAUAGGGUCACCAUAAGUCAGAAUCGACUUGAAGGCAGUACAUUUACAUUUUGACAGGAUGGCUCCUUUUAGGAGUGUAUACAUAAUGAACCAAAAUAAUUAUCAGCAACUACUAUAGUGCAUGGGAAAGUAUCUCCAUAAGUCAGUGUGCUCAUCUACUACUAGUGGCAAGAAAAUGGCAUCUAUAUGCAGAACCAGCUACCAGUAUUGCUAUACAAUGUUUGGUCCUGGUAAGAAGCAUGCACACAAAUGGUAUUUCAUAUAAACCACCAUUGGUAUUCCAAUAGUGAUAGUAUAGUGCAACAGUUAGAAGUCUAAUUUCCCUACUUUCCAUGAAUGUUAUUUUCAUGGUAUUUGGUUCUAUAUGCAAGGCUAUGGAAUCAUAUACAGAGUUUCCUUCAUAAAUAUUGGCACAGCCAUUCAUCUUACAGUAUAAAAAUAUUAAAAUGUUACUUUCUGUUGUGCCUAGAUUUUAAGUGCUGCUUUUGUAUAAUUGAAUUAUAGACCCCCAUUUCCCUGGACAAGCUUAGUUCUACAUUCCAUAUAAAGUUUGCUUCAUUUUCUGUCAUCUUUGACCAUUCUGCUUGUCUACUUUUCAGUGUGUUACACCUGGUUUUUUUACAUAAUCAUGUAGAUUUCCUCUUGCUGAAACCAACCAGAAGGCUUAUUCAGGACCCCAUUUGUUGUCAUUGUUCACCGUGGUUUUUUUUUAUUCCUGACAUUACCCCCAGUCCCACCCCAUUAGAUUGUAGCCAUAGGAACUGGUCAGGGUAGAGGCAUAACCAUGACAACAGCUGUGUUUUUCUCUAUUCCACAGCAAUUGCGUAGCCCUCAAUUUUCUUGUUUGGUAGUAGCAUGUGUUGAAGAGAGGUGGGGCAAGGAAACCAGCAUAAAUUAAGUGGCUAUUAGAACUGGAGAUAAAUUAAAUGGCUAUUAGAAAGGAAUAAAAGAAGGUAAUUUGACAUUCUUGUAACUUUUGUUAACAUUCAGUGCUAAGUGUGCUUUGUGCCAUCUGAUAAUUUUAUCUCCUGAAGUCUGCCCUUUUUCUCAUCUCAUUGUCCUCACAUAUCACAACUACUGCUCUAUAUAUUUGCUUAAUCGUAGCGUCUAAAGUUCUUCAAGGGUAAGAGCUUCUCUUUAAAUUAGUUGAGUAAUGUAAAAAGUAAUAGUAAGGAGCAAAACAAUACACAUCCAUCCAAUAAAGCUGUAGCUUCAGAUAACUUAAAAUUGCUUUUUUAAAAAAUUGAGCCAAUCUACUUGCAUUCCUACAGAGUAUUUCAUUAGCCCUCUUCAGGUGUUUGUCCUCCUCAAGCCUAAACAAACAUAUGAGGGGGGAUCGUGUAUAUGCACUUUGGAGCCCUCCACAAGUUUGAAGGUGAAGGUAGGAAGUGGGGACCAGUCUCCUCGCCUUGCAUAAUCAUUGUUCUAAAACUGCACAAGGAGAGGAAACUCCCUUCUUCAGACAUUUGCUCUCAAACUCACGGAGACACCACUGCCUACCAUGUGCUUGUUUACACAUGAGGAGGAUGAACACCCAGACAGGUAAUUAAAAAAGAAAAAUUUGUAUGUUUUGGAUAUGUUUAGUCUUGUGUUUUAAAGCUGGAAUCUUUUUUACUUGAUACAUUGUGAUGAUUGUGCAAAAACAAAUAAGGGAAUCAAAUUAUAAUGCCUGCAUCUUUUAAACUGUACACUGGACUUUUAAAAUAUACAUGUAUGAAAUAAACUCUAGCAAAAACAAACUAGCCUGCUCCUUUGUAGAGUUAAGUUCUCUUAAGCAUAUUGAAACAAACUAGGGAGGUAACAGUGUAGCCUCAGGUUGCAGUGCUGUAAUCCAGAGAACUUCAUUAGGCACAUCCAAGAGAUUGCAUGUGAUUGGCAGGACAUGCGAUUCUCUUGUUGUCAGUCCUGACUUCAAUUUAUUAAAUGACUUCUCAUAUAGCAUUAAGACUGUUGUGAAAAAGAUGUCCCCCUGGAUAAGUGAACCUAGGGAUGUAUUUUGCUUAAUUGUGAAUAUUGCAAUCUGACCUCCAGUUGCACAGACCUUAGUAUGUAUGACUGGCAGCAGUAGAGUUAGACACACUGGGUAGAAUUGGACUGUAAACAAUAUAAUGAAGUGUGGCUAUAUAUUUCCCCAAGUCAGUGUUUAGUUAUGUGCUGCUUUGCUUGGUGUUUUGAAAAGCUGCAAAUAUUUACAUAGUUAACUUUAAAAUGUGGCUGAAAUCCAUUGUGAUUAUACAUACUUGGGCUCCAUGGGUUUGUUAGACUUAAGUGAGAAAAGACUUGUGCUGGAUUGUGGCUAUUGUGCUCAAACUUGGGCAGUUAGCUAUCAUGGCUAACCAUGAAUUUUCUGAUUGUUCAGAAUUGGUGCUCAUACCUUCACUUCAGUUUCUCGGUGGGCUUCCCAAUAGAGACUAGUGCAGUAAACAUUAUCUUGACCCAUUCCACACUGGGUUCAGGCCUAGUUAUGGGACUGAAUCUGCCUUGGUGGCCCUGAUGGAUGACCUUUAUUGGGAAAAGGACAGGGGGAGUGUGACCCAGUUACUCUUACUUGAUAUCUCAGCGGCUUUUGGUACCAUUGACCAUGGCAUCCUUCUGGGCCGACUUGGUGAGAUGGGUAUUGGAGGCACUGUUUUACAGUGGUUCCGAUCCUAUCUCCAAAGUUUUCAGAGAGUAGCAUUGGGCAAUUGUCUUUCGGGCCCCUGGCAGUUGUGCCGUGGGGUGCCACAGGGUACCAUCUUGUCCCCCAUGCUGUUUAAUAUCUAUAUGAACCCCUUGGGAGUGGUCAUUGGGAGAUUUUGGGCAACGUGUCAGCAGUACGCUGAUGAUACCCAGUUCUAUUCCUCUGUAACAUCUGAAGCAGGAGAGGCCGUGCAAGCCCUGGACCGCUGUCUGGACUCAGUGGUGGGCUGGAUUAGGGCCAGUAAACUGAGUUUGAAUCCUAGCAAGAGAGAGGCGCUGUAGGUUGGAGGUUCCAGAGUUCAGAUAAUUGGUCAGUUGCCUGCUUUGGAUGGGGUCGUACUCCCUCUGAAAGAACAGGUUCGUAGUCUGGAUCCAUCUUUGUUGCUAGAGGCCCAGGUGAUUUCAGUGACUAGGAGUGCCUUUUACCAGCUUCAGCUGGUAAGACAGCUGUGGCCAUUUCUGAACCGGGAUAGCCUGAUCUGUCUAUCUGUUGUCCACGCACUGGUAACCUCCAGGCUCGAUUACUGUAAUGCGCUCUAUGUUGGCCUGCCCUUGAGGUUGGUCUGGAAGCUGUAGCUGAUGCAAAAUGUGGCGGCGAGACUGCUCACUGGGGCAGGGUAUUGCCAACAUGUCAUCCUACUGUUGAAAGAAUUGCACUGGCUACCCAUUUGCUACUGGGCCAAGUUCAAGGUUCUAGUCUUGGUGUACAAAGUCCUAUACAGCUUGGGACCAGGAUACCUGAAAGACCAUCUUAUCCCUUAUAUACCCAGUCAAUCACUGCGCUCUGCAGGUGAGGGCCUCCAGCAGACACCAUCUUAUCAGGAGGUCUGUUCCGCACAACAUAGGAAACAGACCUUUAGUGUGGUGGCACCUAUCCUGUGAAAUUCUCUCCUGUUAAAUAUUAGACAGGUGCCAUCUCUGUUAUCUUUUCGGUGCCUAUUGAGACCUUCCUCUUGCAACAAGCUUUUUAAGUAGAGACCUUAUCCUAGUCUGCGUCUGUAUUGGAAUUGCUUUUUAAUGUUUUAAAAUCUUUUUUUUAAAACCAUGUUUUUAAUCUUUAUUUUUUUAAGAUGUCUUGAAGCUU
Rhineura floridana is the source of this 5110-nucleotide messenger RNA. It is a transcript of the gene N4BP2L1, whose product is annotated as NEDD4 binding protein 2 like 1. The record is from RefSeq and is a predicted model, not a curated record. NCBI's taxonomy places the organism in Eukaryota, Metazoa, Chordata, Lepidosauria, Squamata, Rhineuridae. The transcript has 5 exons. The coding region runs from base 242 to 913 and encodes 223 amino acids.